AUGGAGAAUGAAUUCACUGAAAAGGAUGUGGUUGUAGGUCCAAUCUCUGGAAUGCGAUUUAGAGAUAAAAAUUCUUUGUUUGCAUUCUACAAAGAACAUGCACGAUUGAAAGGAUUCUCUGUUGUCAAAAACAAUUGCAACAAGAAGGGUGGUGACAAUGCCAGGUACAUAACUUACUAUUGUGAUAGGGCUAGGAUUCACAAAAUAAAGUUUACCACCAAGAGUAACAAUUGUAAAGCUAGGCUCGCUGCUGUUUUGGAUGAUUCUGGUUGUUGGCGCGUCUCUAAGGCUGUUCACGAUCACAACCAUGAUUUGGUCCCUUACAUAUCGCUCCUGAUGGCUGGACAUAGGUCCGUUUGUGAUUCUUUGAAGAGGGAUCUUGUAGCUCACAAACGAUCUGACAUUAGACCCUCCAAGAAUAUUAGACUUGCUGAUGUAAAGGAUAGGGAGUUUUUCUAUUCAAUAGACGUUGAUAAUAUUGGUAGGCUGCGAAAUGUGGUGUGGGUGCAUUCACACUGUAAGGCAACGUAUGAGCAAUUCCAUGAUGCGAUAUGCUUUGAUACGACGUACCUUGUGAAUCGAUAUAAUAUGCCAUGUGCUACAUUUAUUGGCAUCAAUCACCAUAGACAGCCCAUCUUACUGGGACGUGCUCUCAUGUCUCAUAAAGAUAUCGAUAGUUAUAAAUUGGUUUUUAGAACUUGGUUUGAGGCCAUGGGAAAUGUUCAUCCAGAUGCGAUCAUAACUGAUAAGUGUCAGAGCAUUAAGCCAGCCAUUGCUGAAGUGAUGCCAAAUACAAUACAUAGGUGUUGUAUUUGGCCUAUAUUUUCAAAGUUGCCUCUUUACUUAAGUGGUGUUCGUCCUUCUAAAAUUGCACGUGGAGAAUUUAAAUCCAUGGUCCUUGAUAGCAUUACUGUUGAAGUUUUUGAGAGAAAAUGGACAGAAUAUAUUGCAAGGUAUAAUUUGCAUACAAGGAAUUGGUUCAACAAGCUUUACUCUGAGAAGGAAAAAUGGGUUCCUAUGUACCUCGAUGUGUAUUUUUGGGCUGGUAUGCUAUCUACGCAAAGAAGUGAGGGGAUGCAUGCAUUCUUUGAUGGAUAUAUUACCCGUCAAAGCACUCUUAGGAUGUUUGUUCACCAGUAUGAGUUAGCUAUAGGAGCUAAGCAUGUGAAAGAGUUGGAAGUGGAAUACAAGUCAAAGGGCUUUCAAAUUGUGUGUGAGUCAAUGUUCAAGUGGGAGGAGCAGGCAAUUCAGUGUUAUACGCGUACAAUGUAUGAACUUUUCAAGACACUGCUAAGGAAAUUGUAUCAUUGUGAAGUCAGCAGCCCCGACGAUCAUCAAGUUGUCCCUGGUGUUGAGAAAUUCAUUGUUAGUGAUUAUUCCGUUGUAAAAAAAAUGAUGGAAAUCCAGUUGAGUACACUGUUGAAUAUACACCUAUUGAUGAUUAUUUUAGUUGCAACUGCAAAUGGUUCGAGUCUAGAGGGAUAA
Nicotiana tabacum (common tobacco) is the source of this 1485-nucleotide messenger RNA. RefSeq names its product protein FAR-RED IMPAIRED RESPONSE 1-like. Gene Ontology annotation, biological process: regulation of DNA-templated transcription. The record is from RefSeq and is a predicted model, not a curated record. NCBI's taxonomy places the organism in Eukaryota, Viridiplantae, Streptophyta, Magnoliopsida, Solanales, Solanaceae.